Messenger RNA from Fonsecaea multimorphosa CBS 102226, 1734 nucleotides. RefSeq lists its product as uncharacterized. NCBI's taxonomy places the organism in Eukaryota, Fungi, Ascomycota, Eurotiomycetes, Chaetothyriales, Herpotrichiellaceae. Bases 1 to 1734 code for a protein of 577 amino acids. The transcript has 3 exons. The record is from RefSeq and is a predicted model, not a curated record.
AUGACGAGGUCCAUCAAUUGGCCGCCUCUCGCUCAGCGAGCGCUCCUCGAAUGGAUUGACGAUCACAAGGGGUCUCAAAGCGCAUUGAUCCAAAACUAUGAUUCAGCCAUCGCAGACCUGACGACAAGCCUGCAGAAGAGGUUUCGAGACAACGCAUCGUUCUCCAAAGGGAUCUCACGACCCCAAGUCGAACAAAGGAUCAAUUAUCUUUGGAAAGACAGACGCGACGAUUUCCAAUCAUCGGCGUUGGAGGACUUCUACAGAAACGGCACCUUCGUGCUCGACUGGGACAAGCUUAGCCGCAAGCCUGUCGCUCGAGCGUACACAAAGGAAGAGAUUGCAUCUUUGAGAGGAAAAAGCGUUCAAAGCUCAAGCAGAGCGACCAAUGCAUCCGGGGCAAGUGACACAGAAGAGCCCACCCAGGCUGAUAAACGUCGUCGAACGGAUAAUGGCUCCGAGAAUCGAUCUGAGGGCAAGGGCCAGCGACAAGAGGGAAGGACGCGAAAGAGCCCUUCGAAUGGUUUGGAAAAGGAGUCAGAGUCUCAAGUCGAUGGUUCUUCUCGUCCCGACCAAAGUUCGAGGGCUAUCGGACCAACGACAUUCGGGAAGGAUGCGACUCCUAACAUGCCCACCAAUGAUUUGCCACCGACCCAACAGGAAGAAUCGCCGAGAAGUGGACCAGAACGCACAAUUCCCGUAAAUAUGAGGGAUGGUGUGGACAAUGGAGAAAGCGAGGGUCCGUUGUUCGAGCCAAGCCUCCUUGACCAGUUUUUCUAUCGCAACCUCGGGGAUACACUUCCGACCAAAGUCAUAGUGUCGGCUAUGGAAUCUCUUGAGCACGAAAUCGCCUCUGCCAUCACCAUAUAUAUGGCAGCGUUGGAUAUGCCGGAUAUGCAACUGAUGACCGUUGACACAAGACUUCUAUAUCCUGACGAAUGCCGCGCUCUUUUUGCAGACAUACUCGGAUUAUCUAGCUUUAGGGGCGCAGGUCGCAGCUCUGAGAAGCUCCUCGCUUUCCAGCAAAGCAAAAUCAGACUGUGCGAGUUUCUCAAGUCGUUUGUCGGCAUCGCUGUGGUGCAUUGGUGUUUUUUUCAUCGAGAGAAGCCGGGAAUUUACUUCCGCGAGCUUGGUGGAGGAACCGUCAAUACUGUCAUCAAACAGACAUUUACGCCUGAAGUCCAAGCCCAUGUAUGGCAACGACUAUGGGACGAGCAUUUGAGCAGAAAAGUGAUUCGCACCAUCGACUCAGAAGCGCACCACAUGGCAUCUAUGAUGCUUGCAUAUAUCGACAUGGUCAUCCCUAACGACCCUGGAGAAAUAAGACGCUUGGAAGACCGUAAUGUCUAUCGUCUACAGAUGGACGAAUCAGACCAGGAGCCGCCCCAGACCAGCGACCCCUCACCGCGCUUGAAAGAGUCUUUGGAACGGGCGACGUUGCGUCGAAGUCUCGCCAAGAUAUUCAAAGAGGGAUUGGAAUUCCAAAUCGUUAUGUCGAAGCAGCUGAAUGAAGACUACUUGAUCACCUGGCCUCGAUUCUUGCAACCCUAUGAGCGCCAGGAAAAUCGAAUGCGAAGAGCUCCUGGUUCCGGUGCCGACGACGACGACGACGAAUCCAAGGAGCGUGUGGUAUGCCUCGGGUUGAUGCCCCUGGUCAUGCGAAGAGUAAAACUUAAGGUCGACGAAGAGUGGACGGAGUUUUCUGUCGUGAGCAAGGCCACGGUCAUUCCUUUGUGA